Molecule: messenger RNA, 1377 nt
Organism: Phyllopteryx taeniolatus (common seadragon)
Lineage: Eukaryota; Metazoa; Chordata; Actinopteri; Syngnathiformes; Syngnathidae
Gene: edn1
Product: endothelin 1
Exons: 5
Coding region: 200-679 (159 amino acids)
Biological process (GO): regulation of vasoconstriction; vein smooth muscle contraction; regulation of systemic arterial blood pressure by endothelin
Cellular component (GO): extracellular region
Molecular function (GO): endothelin B receptor binding; hormone activity; endothelin A receptor binding
Source: RefSeq, a predicted model, not a curated record
GCGAAGCACUUGUAUAAAGCCGGGAGUCAACAUGUGGGGCCACAUUCGUGAAGACACAAACUUCUGCGCUCACCUCUCACGACGCUCACUGACACUUUGAUGCAAAGGACGAGCACUCGUUAAUAUAUUCAUUUUUUUUUUUUUACCUUUUAUUUCUCUUGGAUUAUAAUUUUGUAAACGUUUUCUUUCAACCGGAGUGAUGGAUAUUUACAUUUUUCUCUCCGUGUUAUCUGUGAUGCACUCCUGGUUUUUAAGCACAGCGCUGUCAGCUCCUGUUGAAGCGUCGCCCACCGCCUCCCAAGGGCGCCAUGUGCGCAAAAAGCGCUGCUCCUGCUCUACUUUCUUGGACAAGGAGUGCGUCUAUUUCUGCCACUUGGACAUCAUAUGGGUCAACACGCCUGAGCGCGUGGUGUCUUAUGGCCUGGGAAAUGCCCCCAGGAAAAGGCGCUCGGUCCAGGUUGCCAUGGCAACCGAGAGUAGUCUCCCACGUUGCCAGUGCCUCCAUCGGGGAGACCUCACCUGCACCAACUUCUGUCAGAAGCUGGACAACAACGACCUCAGGGACGAGACGACAGCAAACACGAAGAGUCACUCGGCUGAGGGCCCUGAGCUGGCGACUGACAUGAGCAACAAUAAGAGGAUGACCAAUCAGAGAAGGGUGACGCCUCAAUGGCUCUGAUGCGAGACCAAAACGCAGUUGCUUUUUCAAAAGUGGACACGACGCCACAGGGUGAGAACGCGACAGUCUGGGAGGACGACCACCUAAAGACGGCGUGUUACCUUCAAGCCAGGGGAGGAGGUGGAAAAGUGCGCAGUACCUCAGGAACGCAAUGUGGAAGACCACCUCAGCGUUGGCGACGUGAGCACCUGCAUCUUGAUUUGCAUCCCAGCUUGGAGGAAACAGACAAGGAGCUGAGAUCCCAAGAGAUAAGCUGAUUACCAGAACACUUCCCCCCCCCCCCCCACAAUCAAACUACUUCAUCAUCACAUAUGUGCACUCCAAAAAGAACAUUAAGUAGCAUUUCAAGACACUCACUGUCAUCUAUGGAUUAUUAUAAUUCCCAAAAACUUGCAUAGUCAGGAAUUUGCCAUUCUGACUGAAACAGUUCCUACAUAUGUCAUAGCCCUACUGGAUGAAGCUAUGCAGCACUGUCGCUCGAUCGAGGGAAUUAUAAUGUAAUGGUUCUCUCUAAAUAGGUAUUUUGUUGCUCAAUGUGUUAGGUCUUGUAUCGUCAUAUUUAUUUGUACAUAUAUAUAUAUAUUUUUUGUUUUUUUGGUUUUUUUUGAAAGCCAUAUUGGUUAUGCAUUAGGUUUGUCAUUUCUAUGAAAUGUUUUGACAUCAAGAUGCCAAGUUCUGGCUAAAUAUUUUAAUAAAUG